Messenger RNA from Cyprinodon variegatus (sheepshead minnow), 2572 nucleotides. Its product is annotated as suppressor of cytokine signaling 1-like. The record is from RefSeq and is a predicted model, not a curated record. NCBI's taxonomy places the organism in Eukaryota, Metazoa, Chordata, Actinopteri, Cyprinodontiformes, Cyprinodontidae. The coding region runs from base 1 to 732 and encodes 243 amino acids. Gene Ontology annotation, cellular component: phosphatidylinositol 3-kinase complex. Gene Ontology annotation, biological process: phosphatidylinositol phosphate biosynthetic process. Gene Ontology annotation, molecular function: 1-phosphatidylinositol-3-kinase regulator activity. The transcript is spliced from 3 exons.
AUGGUCAGAGACAGUCUGGACAGAACAUCUGAUCAGAACCAGAAACAGGAGCCGGCAGCUGAGACACAGAGCCAGGGUCAGAACUCGGAGGAGUCCGAUCUGCCUCAACAAACAGCAAAAGCGGUUCAUGCUGGAGACGAGGACCCUGCGGGAUCAAAGCUAGAUUUUCUGCUCUGGUGCAAGCUCAGAUUUGAGGAGGAGCCUGAAUCCUGGAGCCUGCCAGAGACUGAAGCCGACCCUGAGAGCUUGCCCACACACCUCCGUCCAUUCACCAGCUCGGCAGAAUAUCAGCUGGUAAGACUCACCUUUCUGCAGCUGCAGCAGAGCGGUUACUACUGGGGGCCGAUGACCAUGGAGGAGGCACACCAAAGGCUGGGCAACGCAUCUCUGGGAACCUUCCUCAUUAGGGACAGUGGCCAGCCGGAUGUUUUCUUCACUCUGAGCUACCAAAGCGAGGAUGGCCCCACCAGCGUCCGCAUCCAUCUGAACAACCUGCUCUUCAGUCUACACGGCAGCCAAAAGACUUUCGCGUCGCUCUUCGCUCUGCUCACCUAUUACACCAGCUCGCCCUGCAAGCUGACGAAGCCUUACCGCAAGCAGCGGCCCGAGCGCCUAAAGCAGAUGUGCAGGAGGGCUCUCGUACGAACGCACGGUGUCGAAAAUAUACAAACCUUACACGGACUCAGCCCUGAUGUUAAAGCAUAUGUCUAUGCAUAUCCAUACUGUACAUAGAAAACCCUGUGGAUAUAUUGCCUUUUGCUGGACUUACAUGUUUUUUUAUUAAGUUAAAAAUUGUGCUUUUACAAAAGAAAUGCUGGAAACAUUUUGGUACAACAUUUAAAUACCACAUAGACUGAAUAUAUUUUAUGGAGAUAUACUUUCUUUUGUAGGUUUAUGGAGCACAGAUUUAGAGUUAAUAAGAUUAUUUUUGGUACUAAAAUUCAAGUUGAAAGGAAGCAAGACAAAGCUAAAUUAUUUCUGACCCUUAUUCAAUUUUAAUUUGAUAAACACGCUGAGAAAUGCAGUCGCCAUCAUUCAGUUUGCCUGUGGCUACUUCUAAAGUAAAGUUUAGCUGUUCCUGACCCUUGUGCAAAAAUUGGUUGAAAAGACCGAGGAUUUACGUCCAAACAACAUCUACAUUUGGUUAAAAAGUGAAAGUUGAAUAUCCAUAAUUUGCAGUUUAUUGAAAAGACGUUGAAAACUGGGUUUGCGACAUCUUUUCAGAGUCUACUAUUGGACUAAAGUGGGACAAAAUCAGACCGACCACAAACAGCCUAAUUUCCAACCACUGUUUCUGGAAUAAUUUAAGACAAUGAUGCACCGACCUGAUUAAGCCUAAAGAAUUCCCUCUGGUCUGCUGAGAGCUCCAAAGCAUCAGAUGAAUUUCUGUGCCGAAACUUAUCAGUCAGGGGCAAGGGACGUAACAAUUUCCAACUUUUUAGAUGCAUGACAUUGAACGCAAUGGAGUGUUAAUUAUCGAGAACAGGAAAAAGUGAAGAAAAGUAACACAGAGAACUAGAUAUCCUUUCAGAAUAUAUAAACAGAAGGAAUAAACACUGGAUCGGAGGGCUGCUAAGAAGCUAACAGUAACAUUAAUAACAUGUCAUCGUUUCUGGCAUGUACUGGGGGUGGUGUAAGUAGAUGUUAAAAAUGGUAGUAAGCAGAUACCUAGGCUUCCAAUUACUCACCCCCCCAAAAAACAAAACCCAAAUCCAGAAAACAUCUGUGGAAGCCUAUUUAAAGUCGCAACUAGGCUUCUGGGAAGCAUGGUGGGGGCAGCACCAUCAUUUGGGAUUCAUCUUAUUCAGCUGUAGCCUUGUUUUUAAGGUGACAAGAACUUAAAUUCCAAAUACCAUUUGGUGAAAAAAAAAUUAAAUUUGACUUCAGGAUACAAUUAAAACUGAUUUUUUUUUUUUGUCAUUCUACAGAUGAAAUUAAAAUACCUCAAACAUAAAUAAGAAUAUUGUCUCUCAACAUGAUAGUGACACAAAGCAUAAACCCAAACUAACAUAGCUUCAGAGAACGACCAGAAAUCUGAGGGCAUGGUCAAGAGAGGCCCUUAAAAUCCAUCAAAUUUGGGACAUUUUUGCAAGGCGUAGUGAGAAAUGAUCAUCAAGCCAAGAUGUGUCACGCUGAUGUGUCAACACAAUAGGAAACAGAAACUAUAGUAUCAUUAGGAAGUCGCUCCCAUUUAUGCAACAAUAUUAUUUUAGAUUUUUUAAAAGCUUCACGUUUUGCCCUUUAAUGAUUUUGGUUUAAUUAUUACAGUAGAAUUUUAAAGCUUUUAGUUUAGAUUUAGGAUGGAAAAGGUUCUAAAAGCAAGUGCAAUAGCUUUUAUCUAACAUUACACAACCAGAUAUAGUAACAAGUGGUGUUAAAAAUUAGAGCUACUUUACACAGAAUAACAUUUAUGAUGUUUUUAGGCAAGGUGUUGCAGCACUGUAUGGUAAAAAGUUUCUUAGAAAUAAAUGAUAAAAAGUAAAAAAUCAAACGAUUACAUUGGGAAAAAGCUAAUUUUAAGAUUUAAAGGAGUUUUUGAUUGUUUUAGGGUUCAGGGGUGUUCUUGUAAACU